This is a messenger RNA of Cimex lectularius (bed bug), 5201 nucleotides long. It is a transcript of the gene DNApol-zeta, whose product is annotated as DNA polymerase zeta catalytic subunit. The record is from RefSeq and is a predicted model, not a curated record. Gene Ontology annotation, cellular component: zeta DNA polymerase complex; nucleus. The coding region runs from base 158 to 4822 and encodes 1554 amino acids. The transcript has 24 exons. Gene Ontology annotation, molecular function: DNA-directed DNA polymerase activity; DNA binding; nucleotide binding. Gene Ontology annotation, biological process: error-prone translesion synthesis; double-strand break repair via homologous recombination. Lineage: Eukaryota; Metazoa; Arthropoda; Insecta; Hemiptera; Cimicidae.
AAGCAUUGCAAGUUAUCAGUUAUCACAGAAUUUGAUUUUCUUGUUAAGUAACAAAAUGCUGUUAGUCGCCAAAUGUCACAAAUUUGUGACUCGAUAUUUUAAGUGUUUUGUUUAAUUUCACGGGAAACUUUUUUUUUGAAAAUGCUCAGUACUAAAGAUGCUGUCGGUAAAAAUUGUCACUGUGGAUUCCUAUAUGUCUACACCUGUGUUCGGCCUCGAUCCAACUUAUUCACAAUUCAGAGGUGCAACUGUGGGCCAAGUGCCGGUGCUAAGGGUUUUCGGUAUUACGAAGGAUGGCGUGAAGGCAUGUGUGCACAUCCAUCGAAUAUUUCCUUAUAUGUAUAUCCCAGUGGAUGAUGAUGAGACCAAUGUUGAAGGAUUCAUGCAGAGAUUGUCAGAAGAGCUUGAAAGGCAUAUCAAUAAUCAGUCAAACGACAAAUUAAAUAAACAACAUAUUUUUAAAGUGCAACAAGUUUGUGGCAUACCGUUUUAUGGGUAUCAUUCCAGCCCAAAGUCUUUCCUUAAGAUAUUUUUCUAUCGUCCAUAUGUAAUAAAGAAAGCCGUUGAAAUUCUUGAAAGUGGACUGAUAUUCAACAAACCGUUUCAACCAUAUGAAGCCCACUUGCCUUUCACCCUGCAAUUUUUUAUUGACUAUAAUCUUUAUGGAAUGAGUUUUUUGAAUGUUUCAAAAUAUGUUGUUAGGAUAGAUAACAAUUCUAGCACUGAAGUUCAGAGGAAAGAAAGUUACUGUGAACUUGAGCUUGAUGUUUUAGGUGAAGAUAUUUUAAACCAAAAAUUAACUGCAGACAUUUCUUUGGACAUGAAUCCGGGUUUGGUGUAUAUGUGGGAAGAAGAGAAAUCCAGGAGGAGGAUGAAAGGUGACCUAUCGCAGAUUUCUUUGGUCAAAUAUGACAAUCCAGUUUCCCCUUUCAGAUCGAAUAUCGAGCUUCAACUUAUUGCAAAACUUGUUCAGAGUUUAGAGAGACAUUUAAAGCCAGUUCAUGUAAUAGACUCAUUAGAGUUGACUAGUUCUGGUAUGCUGGAAGCUUCUUUUAUUGAAAACCAUAGUCAAGAUAUGGAUGUUAGUAUGUUAGUGGAUUCUCAGGUUAAAAGUCUUUUGGAAAUAUGCAAACAAAUGUGGGAUGAAGAGGACGAAUCACAUACAAGUGAAAACCAUAGGCCUGACGAAGACAGCAUUUUAGGAACCCAGAUCUUACCGGAACAUAAUCAAGAUCAAGAGGAAGUAGAAGACGAAGAAAUUGACCUGUCUCAACCAUUAGAUAUAUCAAGAUCUGAUGAAGACCUUUUUUCCGAGGACGAACAGGGACAAUUCAAUCCUCCUGCAGAUUCUGGAAGUCCAGAUUUGGAAAGACUUCUUUUUGUCGAUGGCAAUGCUGAUGAAGAAGAGUCACCUAAGAAAAAAGCCUCACCGAAGAAAAGAAAAAAAAUCGAUCCUCAGAGAUAUAAACCUUUGGAUAUCAUAAUUCAUAAAUCUCCUAUGAAACCAUCUACAGAGACAAUAGGGAGUCCUUUUCAAAACAGCGAGACAAAAGAUAAAUGCCAGAAGAUAAAAUUAAAAAUGAGGCAAAAGCAGAAAGUUGACCUGAGAAAACAAAUUGCUUUAAAAAAUCCAGAAAAUAAACUUAUAAUAGAUGCUGUUUCAAAAAUUAACCCACCUCUGCAUUUAGUAGAUGAACGUAAUGAAGGUGAUAUUGCUGUUCAACGGAAAAUAUAUCAAGACCUAGAUUCAUCUACACAUUUAGUAAAACAAAAUAUUCUAGAAAUUAAUGAAAAUUCAGAUGUAGAAAUUGCUGAAGAUAAAUUUAAUGUUUCUCAAACAAGUAUCACUAGUUUUUACAAUUCUUCUCAGAACUUUACACCAGAUUGCAAAACACUUUCACCAUUACAAAAUCCACCAACAAGAAAUGAUGUUAUCAACACGUUGAAAAAUUAUAAUUUGCAAGAAAUCCCACAGCAUAAACCUUUUUAUGGUUCGUUCAUUGAUAACAGCACAUCAAAAGAAAUCGGGCUGAGCAAAAUUUCCAUUUUGAACAAGUACAGUUUGGAAGAAUUUUCCGGAACGUAUGGGAGCUUGGAAUUGACUCAAAGAGGCUUUAUAAAAUCAAUAUUUGGUGCUCACAGCUCUAGCAAUGAUUUUAUUGGAACAUUAACAACACAAAAAAGUGCUAUUCUCACCACGCUCCAAAGCUCUCCAAACUUCAAGGAUGCGCAGGCAUGGUUACAGAAACAAAUUUCUGAUGGCGAAAGAAUUUCAGAACCACUUACAGCUUGUCCAACCCACACAGAUCAACAGGGCAUUGAAGUCUCUCGGUGUUCUGGAGAUUCGGAGGUAUACUCAUCAUUUGACUCUGAAACACUUAAAACUAUAAUUGAUAUAAGAAACAACAGCUGUGCCAUUGAAGCAUCUUCAGUGGAAAGUUUGGACCUGCAACCUGCAAAAUCACUCACCAACACUUACACAUAUCUUACUCUAUUUUGCUUGGAAAUUCAUGUUUUAACACGAGGGCUUUUAAAUCCAGAUCCUGAAUAUGAUCAGGUUGCUGGAAUAUUUUUUACAAUAACAAAUGAUGUCCCAGAUAACAUUAACAUUGAACAAAAUAAAACUGGAAUCAUCGUUUUAUCUACUGAAUCUAAUAUAAACAUUACAGAUGACACCUUUAUAUUUAAAGUUGAAUCUGAGAAAGAUAUAAUAUUUAAAUUAGUAGAACUUGUGCGAAAAGAAGACCCAGAUAUUUUAGUGGGAUAUGAAAUCGAAAAUUCAUCUUGGGGAUAUGUCAUCCAAAGAGCUUACUCGUUGGGAAUAAAUUUAAUUUCAGAUCUUGCAAGGGUGCAGAGUUUGACCACUAAUGUUAGAACUGAUGAUCUCAACAGAGAUUUGAAAAUAACUGGCCGUGUUGUUCUCAGCGUUUGGAGGAUGCUGAGACAUGAAAUAUCACUUAUGAGUUACACAUUUGAAAGUAUGAUGUAUCAUAUUUUGGAUACAAGGGUGCCAAAAUAUUCUUACCAGAUGCUGACAAGUUGGUGGUCCCAUUUUUCCAAUAAGUACAAGGAUUUGACUAUUAAUUAUUACCUGACGAGAGUCAAAGGUGUCAUCAAACUUCUCGAGUCACUUGAUCUUAUUGGACGAACCAGUGAACUUGCAAGUCUUUUUGGUAUACAGUUUUUUGAAGUGCUCUCUAGAGGAUCGCAAUUCAGAGUAGAAUCAAUGAUGUUAAGAUUGGCUAAGCCAAUGAAUUAUGUCGCAAUUUCUCCAAAUAUUCAUCAAAGAGCUGCUAUGAGAGCUCCAGCAUCCCUUCCGUUAAUCAUGGAACCUCAGUCAAGGUUGUAUACCGACCCCGUGAUAGUUCUUGAUUUCCAAAGCCUGUAUCCUUCUAUGAUGAUUGCAUAUAAUUAUUGUUUCUCAACUUGCUUAGGCAGGGUGGAUGAGAUAUUAGAAAAGGAUGAAAUUGUCUUUGGCUGUUCUAAAUUGAAGCUGGACAAGAAUGAGCUGUUGUCCCUUAAGGAUCAUAUCCAUGUUAGCCCAGCGGGGGUUGCAUUCGUUGAUAGUUCUGUACGAAAAGGCAUACUGCCCAGGAUGCUGGAGGAAAUUCUUGAAACCAGAUUAAUGGUCAAAAAAUCAAUGGGGAUGCAUAAAAAUGACAAGAAGCUGUACAAAGUCUUACAUGCAAGGCAGCUCGGUCUAAAAUUAAUUGCAAAUGUCACUUAUGGAUAUACGUCUGCAAAUUUCUCUGGGCGUAUGCCUUGUAUUGAGGUCGGUGACAGUGUUGUGAGCAAGGGAAGGGAAACGUUAGAACGAACAAUUAAACUGGUACAUGAGACAAAACGAUGGGGCGCUGAAGUUGUGUACGGUGACACAGAUUCCUUAUUUGUCUUAUGCCCUGGGAAAACAAGGGCAGAGGCCUUUCGCAUUGGAGAAGAGAUUGCUGAUCUAGUCACCCAAAACAACCCAAAGCCUGUCAAACUUAAGCUUGAAAAAGUUUACCAACCUUCAUUGCUUCAGACGAAAAAGAGAUAUGCAGGCUAUAUGUUUGAAACAGCCAAUCAAGAAAAGCCCAAGUUUGAUGCUAAGGGAAUAGAAACAGUUCGUAGAGAUGGAUGUAUUGCAGUUAGCAAAAUUUUGGAGAAGGCACUAAGAAUACUUUUUGAAACAUACGAUGUCAGCAAAGUAAAAAAUUAUGUGUGCUCUCAACUGUUGAAAAUUUCAAGUGGAAAAUUGAGCAUACAGGAGUUAACGUUUGCCCGGGAAUUCCGUGGGAUUAAGGGAUAUCAGCCAAAUGCUUGUGUUCCUGCGAUGAAGCUAGUAAAGGAAUGGCUGUUGAAAGACCGAAGGGCUGAACCAAGAGUCGGAGAAAGGGUAGGCUAUGUUGUAAUAUAUGGACCACCUGGCGUUCCCAUCAUACGCCUUGUUCGUUCUCCACAUGAGUUCAUUUCAAAUCCUUCACUUCAAUUAAAUGCUGAAUAUUACAUUACAAAAGUAAUACUGCCUCCUUUGCAACGAUGUUUUACAUUAAUUGGAGCUGAUGUAUUUUCUUGGUACACAGCUCAACCAAAGAUUAAAAAAUCUUCAUAUCCAACUGUUAAAAUAGGAAAGAGUAAAAAGGAGACAUUAUCUCAGUAUUUCAAGACUGUAAAUUGCAUCAUUUGCAAUGAACUCUGUACAUCUGAUAUAUGUUCCAAAUGCCAAGAUAAUCCAAAACUUGUAACAUCCAAGCUCUUUUCCGAGUGGGCUUCAGCCGAACGACGUGAGCAUAUGCUUCAAGAGGUAAGUAAUAUGUGGCUCAUGCUGUGGCAGAAAAUAUGAGUUAAAAUGCACUUCACUUGAUUGUCCAGUCUAUUAUUCGGUGGUCAGUUGCAAUAAAAAUGCAGAAAAAAUUCAAAUGAUAAAAGAUUUAUUGCCGAACAUGUUCUCGGCAACAAGUUUAGAACUAAGUUCAGUAUGAAAAUGUCUAAUUUUUUUAAUAUUUAAAAGAAAAAACUUAUUAAAUGUAGUGUUCAGUUUUUCACUUAUAACUGUAAUGUCAACAACAAUAAUUGUUUUCUAAUAUGUGAUUCAGGAAUACAUUGUAGCAUUCUUCUUAAUUACCCAGUGAUAAAUUGUAAAAUAAUACAUUUACGAUAAUAUAUACACAAUGAAUUUGCUUUUAUUUAUUUAUAAUUAAUUCAGUGAUGAAAUUGUAUAU